AUGUUCAAGGCCAGCCUGUUCCGCAUCCCCAUCCCGGCCCGUGCUCUGGUCCUACGGGUGCCCGCUCGGCGGCCGUUUGCAGCUGUCUCUACUGCCCGCCCGAUUACCUGCCGCUACCCGAGACCUCGGAUACCCGCGGCGCCAGCGACGGCGACGGCAACACGGCCAGGUGCCAACCUCUCCCGACCCGCCUGGCCUCUCCCCGCCCGGUCGCGACAACAACAACAACAGCAGCAGCAGCAGCAGCAGCAGCAGCGCCGAGUAUACCACCAAGGGCACUUCUACCAUGACCCCGAUGGCUCGCGGCGGCGCCAGGCCGAGACCCUGCUGCCCCGGCACCGCGUCGUGCGCUUCGUGCGCAGCCCCAUCACGCACGGUUUCGUGCUGGCCUGCAUAGGCGCCGCGCUGGCCUUCUACUUCGCCAACCUCGAGACGGUGCCCGUCAGCGGGCGCACGCGCUUCAACGCCUACAGCGCCAAGACAGUGCGCGAGACGGCCGACCUGCAGUACCGCGCUAUGCUCGCCGACCUGCAGCGCCAGGGCGCCCGCUUCCUGCCCGAUCACGACCCGCGCACCCGCCGCGUCAAGCGCGUCAUGCGCAAGCUGAUCCCCUUCUCGGGCAUGGGCGACGACGAGCACUGGGAGAUCUUCGUCAUCGAGGACCCCAAGACGGCCAACGCCUUCGUGCUGCCCGGCGGCAAGGUCUUUGUGUUCAGCGGCAUCCUCAACGUCGCUCGCUCUGAUAGCGCCGUGGCCACGGUACUGGGCCACGAGAUCGCCCACAACGUCGCCGGCCACGUCGGCGAGCGCAUGAGCCAGCAGAUCGGCACUAACAUUCUGCUGUACGCCUCCAUCAUCGCCCUCGCCCCCUUCGGCAUACUGCCCGUCCUCACCGGCGCCCUCGUCAACCGCGUCCUCGACGUCGUCUUCUCCCAUCCCAUGAGCCGCAAGCAGGAGACCGAGGCCGACUACAUCGGUCUGAUGAUGAUGGCCGAGGCCUGCUACGACCCCGAAGAGGCUCCCGCCUUCUGGGCCCGCAUGGAAGCCGCCGCCGGCGACAGCCAGCCCCCCGAGUGGCUGAGCACCCACCCCUCGAACGAAACACGGAUCAAGAAGAUCCAGGGCUGGCUGCCCGCCGCCCUUGAGAAGCGCGCCGCCAGCGACUGCUACACCACGUCGGCGUUUGCGGACCGCUUCAAGCGCGCCCUGUCGCUGGGCAUCGUGGUUGUCUAG
Molecule: messenger RNA, 1233 nt
Organism: Lasiosphaeria miniovina
Lineage: Eukaryota; Fungi; Ascomycota; Sordariomycetes; Sordariales; Lasiosphaeriaceae
Product: peptidase family M48-domain-containing protein
Exons: 2
Coding region: 1-1233 (410 amino acids)
Biological process (GO): protein quality control for misfolded or incompletely synthesized proteins; mitochondrial protein processing
Cellular component (GO): mitochondrial inner membrane
Molecular function (GO): metalloendopeptidase activity
Source: RefSeq, a predicted model, not a curated record